AUGAGUGGCAACACCAGCAAGCCGUGGAUACCUGAAACGGCAAGCCCCGAAAUCAAAUUUUACAAUGCCAAUGUCGUGGACGUGGAAGCAGGCGAUAUCAUCCAGAAUGCCCUUGUGCACAUCAAGGGUGGUCGAAUCGUGGAAGUCUCCUCGGGUGAUGCAGCAAGUCCACUUUCCCUCCCGGCAAAUGCAGUAGAUCUAAAGGGCCAGUACAUCUGUCCUGGCCUGAUAGACUGCCAUGUACAUAUGACUGCGACCCCAGGCUCUGCCUCUUUAAAAGACAUGUUUUUCGCGAGCCCGAACAGCAUUGCGUAUCGCUCUGCCUUUGUAGCGCGGGAGAUGCUUCUUCGCGGAUUCACCACUGCACGCGAUACCGGUGGUGCCGACUAUGCCCUCCGUGACGCCAUAGCCGAAGGCUUGAUUAUGGGUCCACGACUCUUCAUCGCCGGCAAGGCACUUUCUCAGACUGGGGGCCACGGGGAUUUCCGCGCGAUUUACCAAGGGCCGGAACACAAAUGCUGUGGGGGCCACACCCCUGAUCUCGCACGGGUGUGCAACGGAGUACCUGAGUGUCUAGAGGCUACCCGCGACGAGCUCCGGCAAGGAGCGGAUUUCAUCAAGAUCAUGUGUGGUGGUGGUGUCGCAACCCCGUCAGAUGCGCUUGAUAUGCUUCAGUUCACUGCGGAGGAGAUCCGUGCGAUCACGACCACUGCGCAGCAGUCAAAAACAUACGUUACAGCACAUGCAUACACCGUGGAGGCUAUUCGUCAUGCUGUCGAUAACGGCGUUCGAGGCAUCGAACAUGCAAAUUUCAUUAACGAAGAGACUGCGGCCUACUGCACGAAAUUGGACGUCGUUUUUACUCCGACGUUGGUGACUUAUCACGGAAUGUCCAAGCCACCUUUUGAUAAGUUCCUGGAUGAUUUCAGCCAAGCCAAGAAUCGUCAGGUCCUCGCCAGUGGACUGGAAGCCUUGUCCAUUUUGCAGAAAGCAGGUGCAACAAUCUGCUAUGGCUCCGAUUUACUGGCAGGCCUACACCCUCUGCAAAAUCAAGAGUUCUCCAUUCGGUCGGCCGUACUAAGUGCAAAGGACAUCUUAAAGUCCGCUACCGUCAAUGCGGCCAGAUACGUAGGAAUGGAGGGUCAGCUCGGGUGCAUCAAAGAAGGGGCUCUUGCCGACAUGCUGAUAUUGGCAUCUAACCCCCUGGAGGACAUUACUGUGCUCGAUCGCAUGCAGGAGCAUCUUGUGGCUCUUCUGAAGGAUGGGCGUAUUGUUUUCAAGAAGUCGGAUUGGCUGUGCGUAGACCCUCUCUACAAUCCUUGCCAUGUCCAAGCCUAG
Molecule: messenger RNA, 1338 nt
Organism: Penicillium daleae
Lineage: Eukaryota; Fungi; Ascomycota; Eurotiomycetes; Eurotiales; Aspergillaceae
Product: metal-dependent hydrolase family protein
Exons: 1
Coding region: 1-1338 (445 amino acids)
Molecular function (GO): hydrolase activity, acting on carbon-nitrogen (but not peptide) bonds
Source: RefSeq, a predicted model, not a curated record